AUGGCCACACCGCUGAUAUCGUCAUCAGUGCAGGUGCGGCUGGCCCGCCACAACGCCAAAAGGGACCGCGUUCUCCAGGUGCUCCGCAAAUACGCCCUGUUUGUAGGGCCGGGGAUCAUGGUGCUGGUGGCGUAUAUGGACCCCGGUAACUAUGCCACUGGUGUCACUGCCGGGGCCCUGAACCAAUACUCGCUUUUAUUUAUCGUGUUCUUGCUGAACCUCAUCGCCAUCUUCCUCCAAAUCUUAUGCAUCCGCUUAGGGACAGUCACUGGCCACGACCUUGCCCGCUGUUGUCGUGAACACUUGCUGCCUAAAGUCAAUUACGUGCUUUGGUUCUUGGCUGAGUGUGCCAUCAUUGCUACCGAUGUCGCUGAAGUGAUUGGUCUGGCUAUUGCCCUCAAUAUCUUGUUGCGGAUCCCGUUGCCGGCCGGUGUCGUCAUCACUAUUGUCGAUGUCCUCUUUGUGUUGAUGGCGUACCGCAAUGAUACCCUGUCAACAAAGUUUGUCAAGAUUUUCGAGUACGCAGUGGCGGCGAUGGUGCUUGUGGUCGUCAUCUGUUUCGCCGUGCAAUUAGGCGCUAUCCACGCUAACGCUCGUGACGUGUUCAGAGGGUUUGUCCCGUCAAAGCAAAUGUUUGAUGGCCUGGGGAUGACUAUUGCCACCUCGAUCGUUGGUUCCACGGUCAUGAUCCAUCUGCUCUUUUUGGGCAGUGGCCUUGUGGCUCCUCGUCUUCGCGAAUACGAUGUUCAACACGGUAACGUCGACUUGGCCUCUGUCUGCAGUCAUGACGAUAGCGACACCGUCACCACUGCCACGACUACUACUUCCGCAGAACGUCCUGACACUUGGUGGAACCGUCUUCGUCUGCGGAUGGUGGAACUGCUGCCCCAAUUUCCUUCACUGGCUCUCACGGAACAACUGUCGCUGGGCCUGGAUCACUGGUGGACCAAGGCUAAGGAGAAGUUGCCAUUUGUCGAGACUAAGCUGCACGAAGACAUUCGGGCUGAGAAGGAAAAGCAGCAAAUUCAGGUGAGAGAAGCUGAGUACUUCUACCGUCGGUAUAAGCCAUCGUAUGCUGCCAUUAAGUACUGCAUGAAGUUCUCCGUGAUAGAGUUGGUGGUCACAUUAGUCACGUUCGCUCUCUUCGUCAACUCGGCAAUUGUCAUUGUCGCUGGGGCGACGUUGUACGGUACUCCCGAAGCCAUCGACGCCGACUUGUACACCAUCCAUGACCUUUUGAGUCAACUGUUGGCUCCCGUUGUCGGUACCAUCUUCAUGCUUGCGCUCUUAUUCUCCGGUCAGCUGGCCGGGAUUGUGUGCACCAUUGCUGGGCAAAUGGUGUCGGAGGGCCACAUCAACUGGACGUUGAAGCCGUGGUUGCGUCGUCUUGUCACUCGUUCGAUCUCGAUUAUCCCCUGUCUCAUUAUUUCUGUGUGUAUUGGACGUAACGGGUUGGGUGUGGCGCUUAACGUGUCGCAAGUGGUGAUCUCCAUUCUUUUACCGCCGCUCUCAGCGCCACUUAUUUGGUUCACAUGUAAGAAGCAAAUCAUGAAAGUGGAGUUGCCCGACGACGUUGAAGGCGGGGUCGAGAUUGACGGCAAGCGCUACCGGUUCUACGCCAACAAUUGGAUCACCACAAUAGUGGCCGUUAUUAUCUGGGUGUUAGUGUCGGCGUUGAACGUCUACGCCAUCUACGACAUGGCCAAAAACGGCGUGUAA
This is a messenger RNA of Diutina rugosa, 1719 nucleotides long. RefSeq names its product NRAMP family metal ion transporter. Gene Ontology annotation, molecular function: manganese ion transmembrane transporter activity; cadmium ion transmembrane transporter activity. Gene Ontology annotation, cellular component: plasma membrane. The transcript has a single exon. Lineage: Eukaryota; Fungi; Ascomycota; Pichiomycetes; Serinales; Debaryomycetaceae. Gene Ontology annotation, biological process: iron ion transport; intracellular manganese ion homeostasis. The record is from RefSeq and is a predicted model, not a curated record. The coding region runs from base 1 to 1719 and encodes 572 amino acids.